Messenger RNA from Brassica oleracea var. oleracea, 1940 nucleotides. RefSeq names its product chaperone protein DnaJ. Lineage: Eukaryota; Viridiplantae; Streptophyta; Magnoliopsida; Brassicales; Brassicaceae. The transcript is spliced from 12 exons. Gene Ontology annotation, biological process: response to heat; protein refolding. Gene Ontology annotation, molecular function: ATP binding; heat shock protein binding. Gene Ontology annotation, cellular component: cytoplasm. The record is from RefSeq and is a predicted model, not a curated record. The coding region runs from base 119 to 1621 and encodes 500 amino acids.
CAAAUCAGAGAGAGAAUCCAGAAUUGAAAAAUCCAUCAAAAAAAAAAAUGACCAGCAUCGUUGCUAAGCUUCUCCGCUUCCACUCCUUGGCUUGAGAAUCAAUCUCGUUCGUUCAAAAAUGGCAGCAGCCCUGGGUUCGCCCUCUCUCAUCCCCUCUUCUCUCUGCUUCUCCGGCGAUGGUCCCCCGUCCCUCUCUUCUUCGUCGUCGUUAAGUUUCUCAGUAGGCGGUACCAAUCACAAGAGGAGCUUCUUAUCCGUUUCCUCUUCACCUUAUCGAAGAAGGGGAAUCUAUCGGGGGCGGCGUUCCGUAGUGGUGGUGUGUGCUGCUUCGGGAGACUACUACGCUACUCUGGGUGUGCGUAAAUCUGCCAACAUCAAGGAGAUUAAAUCUGCCUAUCGCCGCCUCGCCCGUCAGUAUCAUCCCGAUGUGAACAAGGAACCUGGCGCAACCGACAAGUUCAAGGAAAUCAGUGCUGCCUAUGAGGUGCUAUCAGAUGAUCAAAAGAGAGCACUCUAUGAUCAAUAUGGUGAAGCCGGUCUUAAGAGUUCUGUAGGAGGAGGACCUUCCGCUACUUACACGACAAAUCCCUUUGACCUCUUCGAGACAUUCUUUGGUGCGAGUAUGGGCGGAUUUCCCGGGAUGGACCAAGCUGACUUUGGAACAACUUCUCGCCGCUCCAGGGUCUCCAAAGGUGAUGAUUUACGCUAUGACAUCACCUUACAACUGUCGGAGGCUAUUUUUGGAUCUGAGAAAGAAUUUGAUCUUACGCAUCUGGAGACAUGCGAAGCUUGUGCUGGCACCGGUGCAAAACCUGGGUCUAAGAUGAGAAUAUGCUCCACUUGUGGUGGCCGGGGUCAAGUUAUGAGAACUGAGCAAACCCCAUUCGGCUUGUUUUCACAGGUUUCUGUAUGUCCAAACUGUGGUGGAGAUGGUGAGAUCAUUUCGGAAAAUUGCCGGAAAUGCUCUGGAGAAGGACGUGUGCGUAUUAAAAAAAGCAUCAAGGUCAAAAUUCCUCCAGGUGUUACCGCAGGUAGCAUCCUUAGAGUUGCCGGGGAAGGUGAUUCUGGUCCCAGAGGUGGACCUCCAGGAGAUUUGUAUGUAUAUCUUGAUGUUGAAGAUGUCCGUGGGAUUAAAAGGGAUGGCAUAAACCUCUUAUCUACUCUUUCCAUCACUUACCUUGAUGCUAUACUGGGUGCGGUUGUUAAGGUGAAAACAGUAGAAGGAGACACUGAACUGCAGAUACCUCCGGGUACUCAACCUGGUGAUGUGCUGGUCCUGGCAAAGAAAGGAGCACCAAAACUGAAUAGACCAUCUAUCCGCGGUGACCACUUGUUUACAGUCAAAGUUACUAUACCAAAUCAAAUAAGUGCUGGAGAACGGGAGUUACUGGAGGAACUUGCUUCUCUGAGUGAUACGUCUAGCAACCGGCUGCGAACUCGUGCUAAGCCUCAGCAAUCCACUACUCUAAACAGUGCACCUAUUAGCUCAGAAAACAGGACGGAUGAAGUUAGGGAGAAAAGCCAAGAACCGGAGCAAGAAAACGACUUGUGGAAGAACAUCAAAGAUUUUGCAGGAUCGGUCGCAAAUGGAGCCCUGAAAUGGCUGAGAGAUAACCUCUAGAGAUCCAUGUUCAACUAACAUGACCUGCUUUAAAAGAAAGCCCUCUAUUCUUUUUCAGUUUGGUGGAUGUUAAUUACCAAGUCAUUAUGAUUUGAUGCGUGAGAAGAAGAGCGAUUCUGCUCUUACUACCCCACUCCUUUUAUUAGUACAAAUACAACCGGUAUUUCGACUUAGUUUUGUGUUUUUGGUAAAACAAAAAAAAAAAUCAGAGAACUGUAAUUUUUAUUCUGCACCGUUCUGAUCUUGUACCUACUAAAAUAGCCAGUGAAUUGUGAAAAAAGGGUGGAGGGGGAGUCGUCUUGAGGGAGUUAAUUGUCAA